AUGAUAUACAGUAACCAAGACGGCCAAAUUGCCUUCGAGAGCUCCCCGUCAAUUGCGGAUUCAGAAAGAGCUAUUUUUACUCCAGAUAUCCAGGAGAGAUUUGCAGAGUUGGUCUCCUUGAGGUCACCGUCACUUGCGAACUUGUCUGUUGCAGCUAGGCCGGUGCGCCCCGAACGUAGCCGAGGCCCUUGCGCAUAUCCCAGCAUGGCAGGAAGAACAAGACAAAGGGGAAGCUGGAGUCCGAUAUGUGGAAGUCCCACGCCACUGAUUCCGUGUGAUUGGCAAGUCGGUCAAAACAGACGCCAAAGACGGGGAGGCGGCAGACGCCGAGAACUCGGGCUGCCAUACUCUUCGAUUGCUGCAGACUUCGGGGGGGACGCUCUAAAUCUGCCCUCGGCUUCAGGCUGUGUCAUCCGUGUUGAUGACGAGGCUCGCCUGAAAAAGUACUAUGAGAAGGCCUUUGAGGGCUUCCAACAACUGAACUGCAGAGUUAUAGCCAAGGCUUUCAUCAAGCUUGUUGAGCCGCGAAAACAGGUCAAUUAUCCAUAUAACGGACGACGGGCAUCCUCCAGUCCAGGGGGCGAGAGGCGUGCAGAUCCGGAGAUGACGAAGCCGCCAUGGUGGCCCGCUGGCGUCACUCACAAGGAACCAGAUCAUCUUCUCAAAGCAGAGCGCAUCCAACUGCUCAUCCACAUUCUUCGAGAGCUCCGUGAAAGCCACGACAUCACGGCCGAGAGGCUGCGCGAUGCCGGACAAGAUGUGCGCCGAUCCAUCAGCCCGCCUGAGCGGCUCCAGAUCCUGGACGAGGUAUACAGCGUCCGACACAUGGAGGAGCGGUAUCUGAGGGGCGAGAUACCCGGCGAUGUGCUGGUCCCGAUUGCACAAGUGCACCUCUCAGGGCCUGAAUUCGAGGGGAACGACGACUCCAGCAUGCGCAGCAGCGAAGCGCCGUCGUCGUGGGGGAUGGACUCUAGCGACGGCCGGAGCGAGACGGCCGGCACGUACGAUCACCUGAUGCCGUACUCCCACAGCAGCAGCAUCAGCAGCAACAACAGCAACAACAACAACAACAACAACACCAGCACCAGCACCAGCACCAGCACCAGCAGCCAUCCUCCCGGCUCUUCGUCGACGCGCGCCAGCUCGUGGGACAGCAGCAUGCCAUACAGUCCACGAGAGUAUCCCAGCAGCGCAACUUCGGGCGUGCCGUCUCCUCACUCGGUCGAAGUGUCCCCCCCUAACCACCAUCGGCCCUCGUUCUCGAGCUACCUCAACCAGCCCAUGCUCGCCUCUGCACCUGUCACCACUGGCGUUAUGUGGAAUCCUGCGCUUCAGGCUCCAGCUCCUCCCUAUCACCCUCCGUUCUGA
Talaromyces atroroseus is the source of this 1368-nucleotide messenger RNA. RefSeq lists its product as hypothetical. The record is from RefSeq and is a predicted model, not a curated record. Bases 1 to 1368 code for a protein of 455 amino acids. The transcript is spliced from 4 exons. NCBI's taxonomy places the organism in Eukaryota, Fungi, Ascomycota, Eurotiomycetes, Eurotiales, Trichocomaceae.